Cladocopium goreaui is the source of this 942-nucleotide messenger RNA. Lineage: Eukaryota; Dinophyceae; Suessiales; Symbiodiniaceae. The record is from the annotation of a GenBank genome assembly.
GCAUCCGUAUCGCAGAACAACUUCGCCGUCUUCCAACCGAGCGAAGGUCUGCUGAGUGGCGGAGACUUCGAGACAUCUUUGAAGCUUCCUCGGCCACCUGAGGGCGCCACCGAGAAGGUGUCCCUGGAGGUCCCACAUGGCAUCCGACUGGUGAGGCCUGAAUCCAAACCUGGCUGGCAAAUGAUCUUUGAUGGUACGAGUCUGAUCUUUGAGGCGCAAAAGGACACGGGGCUCGGCGCCGCAGCUCUGGAAUUUCAGCUCCACGUCGUGGCAGGCUGUGAGUUUCCCAAUGCCUCUGACGCGGUGACAAUGCCUGGAGACGGCCAUGACCGGCACCUGCUGCUGUGGCAGACGGUGCAGUACCUUCGGGCCUUCAACGGCUCACUACUGGAGCGCCGAUGGACGCAGACUUCGACAGAGGCGGAGGCAGCGCCCUUUCUGGAAGUGACUUCGGACAAGGCAUGUCGAAGUUCAGCGUCAGAGCCUGGCAUGCAAUGGCUGGGACAACACGUGCCAGCCGCGAGCCAGGUGUCCGGGCUGGAAGAGAAGGUCGUUGGUUUGGAAGAGGAUCGCACCUUUGAUGGCCACGACUUUCUGAAGCCACACGAUCACAGGAGCCGGCGCGGCGUUCAAGCCGGCAUGGCUUUCGGAAGACCCAGUCAUCAGGGUCAGACGACGACGAGCCACGUGCGUUGGCCUAUGUGGAAGGUCUUGGGCUUGCUGAGCCUAAUUAUGUUCAUCAUUGUCCUGGGGACUUUGUUGGUGGCUUUCGUGGCCAGCGCUUGGGCUCGCCUUCUGAUGUCUUCUUCCAGACAGGCGUUGCUGAAGGACGCCGCGAAAGAGAGCUGCCAUGAAGUACGAGGUCCUGAGGAAAGGCACUUAAUCGAAAGCACUGUGCUGGGAAAGCGUCGCAGCGAUGAUCGAGCUGCCCACCUCUCAUAG